Messenger RNA from Closterium sp. Naga37s-1, 1191 nucleotides. The record is from the annotation of a GenBank genome assembly. Lineage: Eukaryota; Viridiplantae; Streptophyta; Zygnematophyceae; Desmidiales; Closteriaceae.
AUGCGAGCCGCUUCAGUCGUCCCCGUGCCAGCCACCAACGACACUCAAAUGUGCGCAUUGGCAACUGCAGAGGGGGGAGGCACGCCUAGCACAUGUUUGAACCUUUCUCUUUCACCUCCCUCCUCACUUUCACCUCUCUUCUCCCACCUGCAGGUGGCUUCAGUCGUCCCCACGCCAACCACCUAUGGCAGCUUAGGCCGAGCACAGGCAACAGCGGAGAGGGCAGGGGAGGCGCUGGUGCUGUGGUGCGACUCAAAAGGAUCGACUGCCACAUACGGCAGUCUGGUGCGAGUGCUGGCAGCAGCAGAGAGGGCCGGGGAGGCGCUGGUGCUGUGGCGCGACUUGAAGGAGCGACUGGUGGGGGCGCAGGGCAGUGAUUGGGAGGAGGGGCUGGAGUUGGGGGGAAUUGAGGGCGGGGAAGGGAGGUGGGAACUGAUGGGAGAGGCGAGGGAGGGGUGGUGGGAGGAGCGAGGCGAGACGGGAGGGAGCGGGAGUGAGGGAGGGAGUGAGGGGGAGGAGGAAGGAGGGAUGGGGGAGAGCGAGGGGGAGGAGGGGGGAGUGGUGGAGGUGGUUGGAGUACGCGGGGAGAGGGAGUGGGUGAGGAGCAGGUGGGAGCAAAGAGGGGACGGAGGGGGAGUGAGAGGGAGAGUGGUGGGUGUGGCAGCAGAAAGAGUGACGUGGAGGGCAGGAGUGGCAGGAGGAGGAGCAAAGGGGGCAGCAGGGGUGUGUGUGGAUGAGGCAGUGAUGGAUGGGCUCAUGCUCAUCUUCAUGCAGGCUGAAUACUUCCAGCGCGCACUGGAAGUGGUGGGGGCGAUGGAGAGGGCAGGGUUAGCGCCCGAGCGGCUCAAGUUCAAGCGCAUGCUCAUCGCCUCCCUCUCCUCCCUCUCCCCUUCCCUGGCACAACCCAACCUUGCAGCGUGCACUGGAGGUGGUGGGGGCGAUGGAGAGGGCAGGCGUGCACUGGAGGUGGUGGGGGCGAUGGAGCGAGAAGGGCUGGCGCCAGAGAGGCUCAAGUACAAGCGCAUGCUCAUCACCUCCCUCUCCUCGCGCCGCCACCGCGCCCUCUCCUCCCUCUCCACUGCCACCGCUGCUCCCGAUGAGUUCCCGGGGUCACGGGGCUUUGAAGCGCUUAAGUUCUGGCUGGGGCUGCCCAACCGCCUGUAUGAGUCCGACUGGAGCUGGAGGGAUUGA